Venturia canescens is the source of this 560-nucleotide messenger RNA. It is a transcript of the gene ATPsynF, whose product is annotated as ATP synthase, subunit F. The record is from RefSeq and is a predicted model, not a curated record. Gene Ontology annotation, biological process: proton motive force-driven mitochondrial ATP synthesis. NCBI's taxonomy places the organism in Eukaryota, Metazoa, Arthropoda, Insecta, Hymenoptera, Ichneumonidae. Gene Ontology annotation, molecular function: proton-transporting ATP synthase activity, rotational mechanism. The coding region runs from base 95 to 436 and encodes 113 amino acids. The transcript has 4 exons.
AAAGAUACGUUAGUCAGUCAGUGGUUGCCCAUCGCGCAACGAAGGUUACCGAAACUCAUUUUUGUCUUCAUUGAAAAAAUAAUUUCCAGCCGUCAUGGCUGAAGGACCGAAAAUUAAUAUCGGACUCUAUCCUCCGGAGUACAACAGAGCUCUGCACGGACCAUACGACCCGGCUCGGUAUUAUGGCAAACCCGACACUCCCUUUGGCGAAGUGAAACUCGGCGAGCUCAUAGCUUGGUUUGGCCGCCGUCAAAAAACUCCAUCCAGUCUCGCUGGUCUGAUUUCAAGAGCUUGGUGGCGUUGGCAACAUGCCUAUAUACUACCCAAACGUACAGGAAUCGCUCCUUUUGCUCAAUUCACGUGUGCAGGAAUGGCAUUCUUCUACUACCUCAAUUAUGACAGAAUUAAGCACCACAAGAACUACAAGUACCAUUAAUGAAUACGGUCGCCGAAGCCCUGUAUCUGCAAUCACGUGAUAAUCUCCGAUAUAUCAAUAGUCGAGAUUGUACGGUGGAACAUUGAGGCAAAUAAACUCCAGCUGAGAUAGUGUAAAAUUAUAA